Thamnophis sirtalis is the source of this 643-nucleotide messenger RNA. The record is from RefSeq and is a predicted model, not a curated record. NCBI's taxonomy places the organism in Eukaryota, Metazoa, Chordata, Lepidosauria, Squamata, Natricidae.
CGCGAAGCUGCCUGUUCCCCGUCCCCUGCGAACUGCUUCGCCGGUGGCAUUUCGUUGCGGGAGAAAAGGGGGGGGGGUGUUUUGCUGAGCUGCCGGUUCGCUUUUCUGGAAUAAGCGGGAAGGAGGGGGGAGUCCUCAGGGUGCCUGCUUGCUUGCCUCCAACACCCGAGCAGAUUGCCAGCCCGAGCAGGAGCCAGCGCGUUUCGGCAGCCAAGCGCCACCGCCGCCACCAACCACCGCUACCGGGCGGGAGAGGGGAGGGGAGGGGGGAGAAAAUUGGUGCCGCCACUGAAUUUUUAAUGGAAAAAUGGCGAUCUCGGCUCAGACCUGCGGCACAUCUUGCCUCGUCCGGGCUCUCUACGGCCAAAUCCUGCUAAGCUUUCUCGUCUCGGCUCCCUCCGCGAAUGGCUACAGUUUUCCUCAGCAGUACACAAUGCAGAAUUGGGCUCAAAGGCUAGAGCGUGAGAUUGAUGGAGUAAUGAAGAUAUUUGGUGAUGUUAAGCAGCUCAGACAGAUCUAUGAUGAGAAGAAGAAUUUAUUUGAAGUAAGAGACAACAUCCCUGAAAAAAUCGUGGAGAAAGUGGCAGGGGACAUUGAGAGUCUCCUGGCCAAGAAAGUCCAAGCUUUAAAGAUAUCACAUUGA